Molecule: messenger RNA, 3390 nt
Organism: Brienomyrus brachyistius
Lineage: Eukaryota; Metazoa; Chordata; Actinopteri; Osteoglossiformes; Mormyridae
Product: mitochondrial nicotinamide adenine dinucleotide transporter SLC25A51-like
Exons: 3
Coding region: 283-1155 (290 amino acids)
Source: RefSeq, a predicted model, not a curated record
CGCGCCGCGCGCCCAUCGCCCAGCUCGAGGCUCCGACGUCAUCAGCAGCGCGCCGCCAUGGAGCAGCUAGCGGGUGAGGGCGUCGGCGCACGGCCGGGGCGGGCUGCUUGUCUUCAAAGAAGGAUCGCGGGCGGUGACGGCGGUGCAUGGAGGACACCAGCAUUGAAAAUUUGACUUGUACAACUCCCUGGACUGAAUUAACACAGGGACGCUCCUGUCCCACGUCCCUUGCAUUCCGGCUUCCGGAGACUGUGUGGCCAGAUCGCUGGUGUGACGGCGCCCAUGGUGGUGGGCGCCAUGGCGUCAGAGACUCUGCAAGGGACCUGUGAGUGCAAGGGGCCGAGCGGCGGGAAGCACUACGCCUGCGGUUCCUGCGCUGCCUUCACCAACAUCAUGAUCACCUUCCCCAUCCAGAAGGUCCUGUUCCGGCAGCAGCUGUUCGGCGUGCGUGUGGGCGAGGCCGUCCGGCAGCUGCAAAGGGACGGCUUUCGGAACCUGUACCGCGGCCUCUUACCCCCUCUGCUUCAGAAGACCACCACGGUGGCCAUCAUGUUCGGCCUGUAUGAGGACAUGUCGCGACUGCUGCCAGGACCUGCCGGCACCCCGGGGCUGCUGACCAAUAGCGUCGCGGCCGUGCUGGCGGGCAUUGCAGAGGCAACCCUGACCCCCUUCGAGAGGGUCCAGACGCUGUUGCAGGACCAGCGGCACCACGGCCGCUUCAAAAACACCGUCCACGCGUUCCGGACGCUGGUGCAGGACCAUGGUGUGCGCGAGUGCUACCGCGGCCUGGUGCCCAUCCUGCUGCGGAAUGGGCCCAGCAACGCUCUCUUCUUCGGCCUCCGCGGGCCCAUCAAGAAUAGUCUCCCCGAGGCUGAGACCCACGCCACUCACUUGGUCAACGACUUCAUCUGCGGCGGCCUGUUGGGAGCCAUGCUGGGCGUCCUCUUCUUCCCGCUCAACGUGCUAAAGACUCGCAUGCAGUCGCAGGUGGGUGGCGACUUCCAGUCUUCGCUGCAGGUGCUGCGCACCAUCUGGAGCGAGCGGGACGGCAAACUGACGCACCUCUACCGGGGGGCGCACCUGAACUACCACCGCUCCAUCCUGUCUUGGGGCAUAAUCAAUGCCACCUACGAGCUUCUCCUGAAGCUCAUGUGACCUGAUGUGAGAUGGUCGGAUCACAUUGUCCCGAUUUUUCCCGAACAAAAUGUCGCGAAGAUGCUUGAGGUCUGUCACCAUUAUAGCAUCUGUGACCCCCCCCCCCCAUCCAUUGUUUUGGGCUGGACCGGGUCAGUACCAUUUUGGGUCGGUUGUACCUGUAUGUUGGGGGUGGCUUAUGGACCAGGGCCUCCAUAUUGGCAGCUCUCAGUAAUUUCUUUCGUGAUGGUUUCCCUGUGAGGGAAUAGAAGUCCAUCCAUUCUCAGAGCUUAUAUGAAGCUUUAAAGCACAAGGAGGUGGGGUCAGGGUGCUGUCAAUCACUCUGAUUUAAAUAAUAAGGACCAAUUGGUGAGUGAGAGCAUGUGACCGUUGAUGUAUCACCCUGAGCAGGUUACAGGCAAAAAUCCAUCUCUGUUGGUUUUAUAGGUGCCCAUCUUUCAGACAAUGGGCAGACAGACAGUGGUUAGGGUGUGGUGGCUGUAUUGGUACCAGUGUCCUUUAAAAGCCAUCUUUGUUUGUAUAUAAAAUGCGUGAGUUAUGUUCCUUAAUGUGGCAAAUUUGUACCCUGAUGCUUGUCAUUGUUAACCAGGCAAUCGCACCUGACUAUUAAACAGUGUUCUAUUCAGAAGUCAGCAGUUAGGACGACAUGAACCUGUGUUUGAAAAGCAGAAGGAUUCUGUGGAAAUGCAGCCAUUUGCUUGUGACUCGUCCAUCUUAAUGAAUCUGGGUGUUCGGAGAGCUUAAAUGCACGAUUACAUUUAGAAGAACGCGGCACAUUCCUGGUUUAAAGAACGAAUGUGAUUGUAUCUGUGUUUUAAAUGUGAUUUGUUUUUAAGUCAGUAAAUACAUUAGCGAAACCACUUAUGUGGAAGCAGGAUUUGUAAGACUAUUGUUGGCCAAAAUAGCAGAGUCAUUUCCAGUUGGGGAGGGUGGUUUGGACCUUGUAGUACUGAUGGGGGUGGUCUUGGGUCACGUGAACUUUAGGUCUUCCUGAGAGGCAAGUCGUUAUGAAUUAUGGCAUCAGUGAAGUGUUUACUUAAAGGGCCAUGCUGCAGGUUAUAGGAAUUAACUGUCUGGUUAUACUUUUGAUUUGUCAAAAUGACAUAAUUAGGAAAUGACUCCCAUCCGUGGAAGGAACACAUCAUGAGAUAAAUGUGCCUUAAUGAAAGACUCCAUGCUGGAGAAGCAAGGCUGGGACGUGUUUGACAACAGAAAUGGUUGGAAAUAUGAACAAGAAGCAAUCAGUGUUUCUUUUCCCCCCAACUAUUCCUUGGCCGGACUUCCACUGCCAAACGGUGUAAAAUGUAGUCUUUCACCAUAGCUUUCCUUCAGAAAUUUGAUAUACGUGAUAUACUGUGACGUGGACAGUCUCAGGCAAAGACUUGGGCACAGAAUUUAGUGUUUACCUAUUUGGUGACAUGACUUUGAGGGAUGGUGGCAGCUUGCCUCAUUGACCAAGGUCACUUUCUCGUUCAGUGAGUACCCUCGUGGCACAGGGUGGUAUCGGAGCUUCGGCCUCUGCGGGCAGCCAUUUUUCUCCCCUCAAAUGAUGGUCUGUACUCCACUGAAGAACACGUCAAAUUUGCCACUUGUAAAAUAAAAAAAAAAAUCCUUUUUGUUUUUUGUUGUUUAAACCAUGGUAGACAUGCUUUAGGGCUUUUCCCACUGCCAGUGUGUCCUGUGUGGUGUAUUGCAUUAAAAUGACUUUUGGAGUGACUUUGGAUAUGUUUGUGUUUGCCUGUUAUUUUGGUGUUCAUGCCAGAAUGUGUCAGCACUUCCCCAGCUUGCCGCAGGGAUGCAUCCCGGCCGUUUGCGUACAAAUGAGAGGUGAUAUUUUACAGUCAUACAGAAGGACAUCAGCUUGCCUUAGAUCAGGAAUGCAGAUGCAAACACCAAACAUGCAGUCCCUUCUCUGCUGGUUUACCACUGCUGCCUUCACAGCAAUUGGCUGGAGUGUGCUGUCUGUCAGCCAAUAGGGAAGCGGAGACCCUUUGUCAUGUGACAUGAAUCCUUUUUUUUUUUUUUUUUUUUCUUUUUUUAAUAAUCUGACAUGGAGUUUGUUCAUGGUUGCUGUAUUCUAAACAACUGAAAUGUCUAAUAGCAACGCAAGCUGUUCGUGGAACAUUGCAUGGGAUGAAAACGCUGACAAUCAGAACUGUCCACCGCAGCAUUACAGAAGUAUUACUGCACAUACUAUCAAAUAGCAUAUAUCUGUCUCGCGUAAACUGAUUAUUU